GGCAUAUCGAAUCCUGUAUUGAUUAUCAAAGGGACCUUGCUGUGUUUCACUACUAGUGUGUUUCCACAGGAGAACCAUUACACACCAAAAUUUGAGCCAGGUUGUUUAACGAUGUCAGUGGCAAUGCUGAGGAAGAUGGUGCGCGCAAUGAGAGGUUGAUUUGAUGUUUCGGUCUACGGAAGCACGGAGGAGCGUCAAGCCAAAGUGCCUCCGCUAGGAAUAUGUGUAGCUAAUAGUAUAGCAGGCACAGCUCGCAUUCAGGAAGAAAGAUAAGUAUCAUUGCAUCCUUUUCUUCUCCUUCCUAUCUUGCAUUUUUUACAUAUCUUUUUGCCACAUUUGUUGUUUUGUAUGCGAUGUUAUUGGUUUGUUGAUUGAUUCUCUCGCAUGCAGGGUCCCCUCAGGUUACUCCCUCGGCAACACUCAAUGAAGGCAAUCUGGAGGACCUCAUUAUAUUACGUUUUCCCACCAUUUGUCGCCUUUUAGUUUACGAAAAAAGGCCGACAGUUAGCAAAAUAGGACUCACAGCAUUCUUAUUUAGCGUAAGGAUUGCCAUUUAAGCUAUGAGCAGCAUGGGAAAAAGUCUGCGUGGUCAAGAUAAUGAACACACUGCGUCCCAGUCGGUGAGUUCCAAACGCCGUCGUAUUGUUGGCAAUUAUGAGCUUGGCGCGAUCCUCGCGAUUGGGAACUUUGAUUGCUACACACAACUCUGCACUUACAUCCCAACCGGCGCUUGUUAUGUGGCGCGUAUUUACGAUAAGGCGCUGCUCGCCGAAACUCAGUGGAUGUGGGAGCGUGUGCGCGAAUCCGUCCACGUUCAACGCACCCUUCCAGAGCACCCGAAUCUUAUCGAAAUGGUCGAAUGCUUCGAGACCAUGACGUCCUUGUAUAUUGUCAUGUCGAUGUUUUCGUCUACAAGCGUUGUGAAGCUGUUUGUAAGUCAUCUGAACCCCUUCACAUGUAACACGAGUCCUCUCGAAGACUCCCGAGCGCUCAUCAUUGAGCAGAAGCAAACCUAUAACCCAGAAACAUCUGUAAAACAAUAUAGUAGCACCGGCGGCGAUGGCCUUCUCCGUCGUGCCAGCAAGGAUUUCAGGGUCCAUGACGACAAUAAGGUGUAUAAUUGCUACAACGAUGUGGGGUGGGAUUCCGGUAGCAACGCGAGAAACCUCUUUGCACCGACCCUCGCCCCUCCCCAACCCACCGAGGCCGUCCCCUCCUCUUAUGGGAAGGAAGCCAGGCGGGGCAUCCUCAGUCGAGAGCGGGACUCACCGUCGGGAUCGGAGGAGCUUCGCGACCGCGCCGCACGCGGGCGCCCCUCCCGUUCCCCUUCCCAAUCUCAAGCCCCCCAACCCCAGGGAUCUCCCUGCGAGAGGCGACGGACGUCUCUCUCACCGAGCUCCACCACGGAAGCGGGGCUCCUCCCCCUACCGUUUGGUCGUUCCGAACCCGGAAGGGAGGGUGUCUCCGGGGAGUCACAGGAGGGCCCGGUCGACGUCGCGUUUGUUCGCCACGUCUUCCUCAACGUCGUCCAUGGGGUGUUGCAUCUGCAUCGCCACGGCGUCGUGCACGGCGGGAUCGCCCCCGAUCACGUGUUGUAUAACGCCGAUCGCGGGAUGGUGAAGAUUAGUAAUAUGAUCUCCUGCUACCGCUGUCGGCAGGGGACGAAGCGGACGGAGCUGCGUGGAACUCGCCACACCGUCGCCCCGGAGGUGCUUAAGCAGGAGCCCUACGAUCCUUAUCUCACUGACGCAUGGUCGCUCGGGGUGCUGCUGUAUUUCAUGCUCAACGGUGGCCACUACCCACACGAUGGGGCGAACACCCUCAAACAUAUUCUUUACCACCGGAUUCGACCAAUGAAGCCGAACAUCCCGGCAAGCGGUGCGGAUCUCGUAAUUCAUCUUCUCCAACCAAAUCCAGCGGAACGUCUGACUGUCGAGGCGAUUCUAUAUCACCCGUUCUGCUACCAAGGUCCCUCCCUCGACCUAAGCACCACCACGGGCCGAGUCGACGACGAGGAUGAGAGUCUUAGCCGAAAAGACCUGUGCAACGAUUCCUUCGCGUCGCCGAAAAUUUUAGAAAGCAGCAUCCACUCCUUCGCGGGUCUCCUAAGUGGGACGGCCCGCUCGCAAAGUGCGACGAGGAUCGCCAGCUCCCAUCAAUCCAGCCAUCGUAGCCUCCUUCAACUCCGCAAGCGGCGAAUGCCGAGCAACUCAUCGCUGGGGGGUACUGGAGGAGGGGAGGGUGUAGGGGGCUCGCGCAACCCCGCCGCGGUGGCGAAUCGUGGGCAGGGUUUGUCGUCGCCAUCAGGGCCGAUCGCACUCUUGCCCUUCCACGUUGCGUCGGGUAGUACAUUGCUGUAUUCCUCUACCAAGAAGGCAAACUCCCUCCGGCUUCAUUUGGAUGCCCGAAACGAGGAUGAAGCCGCGGGUAUCAUUCAACGAGCCUAUCGUAUGUAUCGCCAGAAGAGGCAUUUCCGCUGGGUGACGCAAACCCUGCUGAAGAAAUCCAGUAGGAGACCAUCGCAUUACAACAUAAGCAAAUCUGAUGGAUAUGGCAUCUCAUCGAACCGAUCUCUCUCAUUUCGCUCUCGGCAGCCAAAGCCGUGGGGCACGCCGAAGCCGUCGUUAUCGGUGCAGGUACACUGCCCGAAUGAAAACGACCUUCCUGUCGAGGUCUUUCCGAAGGACAGCGCCCAGGUAGGAUGCAACCCCAAGGAUGCCAUGUUGCCAUCCGAUCAAGAGAAUGCAGUAGGGUACGACACGAACAACGAUGUCAGGAAUCUGGCGUCCAGCCAAGUAGCAUGUUCACUUGAUACCGAAGAGGAGGAGGCGGCGGUGCGGUUGGCUAAAUCUAAUUUUAACGCCACCAAGGCUCAAGAGAGCCAUCAAUUAUCACCGUUGAUUCCCGAAAGCAAGCAGCCGCCUGCCAUGUCCAGUCAAACCUUUUCUUUUUUAUACAAGACCCUUGGUUGCCGAUCUCCGCAGAUCCCGCUGCAUCAUCGCUCGAGACUUUAUAAUAAUAUCCCUCCCAUCCCCUCAGCGGCGAGGCCCCCUAGUAAGGGUUUCAGAAGCAAUGGCGGUGGUUUCCACUUGCCAUAUUUGAAUGCUCAACAGCCGCUGCGAAAUACGGUGUCUAAACCCUAUGCCAACACCAACUAUGAGUACAAAAAUGGUGUCUUUUUGCCCUCAAAAACAAUGUAA
Messenger RNA from Phytomonas sp. EM1, 3200 nucleotides. The record is from the annotation of a GenBank genome assembly. NCBI's taxonomy places the organism in Eukaryota, Euglenozoa, Kinetoplastea, Trypanosomatida, Trypanosomatidae.